Molecule: messenger RNA, 1377 nt
Organism: Stylophora pistillata
Lineage: Eukaryota; Metazoa; Cnidaria; Anthozoa; Scleractinia; Pocilloporidae
Cellular component (GO): membrane
Source: RefSeq, a predicted model, not a curated record
AUGAAACCGCCAGGUGGAAAUCGCCAUUACAGGAAGCCUGGUCUUAGCAGGAGAUUUUGUCCGCGAUAAGGGUAAAGAAGUUUAUUUUAUUCAUCUCCUUGCGGACAAUUUGUGUAGGGACCCCCCAGAAAAUAGGACGAUGGCAGAUAUUCUUCCUUGGUCAUGACGUGUAUCAAGGGAAAAAAGGAUCAAAGGUAUGGAAGGGAAAUCGCCAUCUCUCUUACUGCAAAAGCGCAACUGGAUUUUCAGGCAAAACAUCAACAGGAAAUUUUUAAGAUCAUACUCAGGGAUCAUACAUAUUGCAGAAAUGGUCAGCCUGGCGACUAGUUUUGGUGCGUUGCAGCAUUACGUCACGUUAGUGGCCAUGAAAACAGUUGCCGAAACUUUGUUUCUUACGACUACAGGAGCGGCAUAUUUUGUAACACUGAUCAUAUUCAUUGUAAAAGUAUUCGAUUUUCAGCAGAAGAAUAUGAAAUUCUGGAAUACUUUUAUUGUCAUGUAUACAUCGGUAACCGCUGUCCUGUUGUUCGUGUUGUCAAGUUUCCUUACAAACGAGGCUGUUAAGUUGGGUGACUCAUAUCAUGAUACACCACUUCAGCCAAAAUGUGUCACAUGCAGUAAGAUUAACAUUGCCUCGGUUUUUGGAUUCAUAUCGCCUAUCCUGUUCACUAUAGACUUUUUUCUUUACACAAGGCAAUACGGUUUUCCUUGUUCAAAACCAAACGGGCGCCAAGUGACUGUGCAGCAUGUUCAAGUAACGCCAAUGACCGAAAAUAGGGGAGAACAAACAGACUGAUCGACUAGAACCAUAAGGGACUGGUACUGGGCCGGAAAAGGGGGCUUCAAACUUAUGGACCAUAACGGAAAUGGAAGGGGUUACCUAAUGAAAAGAAAGCCCAUGGAAACAAACGCUGGUCGUCACUUUCUGGUUAAUCCCGUAAGGAACACCAGUUCAUCUAUAACAGAUGUUUGUACGAAAUGGUUGACAUCGAAAAGCACUGAAAAAAAAAAAAAUCUGAAAAUUCGCAGAAAAAAUUAAUCUUGCGGAGAAAAGAAACACGUCUACGCCUCCAAAAUUGGGCAAAAUGGUCGCUAAAAAAAUGUACAGUGAGUCAGCUUCAAAGAACUUACCUAUCAGUAACGCCCAGAAGGCGAGAGACAUUUUAUUUUUCUGGUUCUGUAACAAUAGGCUGGGUUACGUUCAUCAACUUCUGCUUUAUAAUCGUGUUGUUGUUCACCUGAAUGGAAAACUAGACACCGAUACGUGCAGAAAUAUCUUCACCAAGUUUACCAAUCAUUCGACAAAGAAUCGAAGGGACAACUCACUGACCAUGUGCAACUGAACAAACUCUGAAAUAAAGCGAGAUAGAACCAACU